GUUCUAUUUACGGUUUCGGGGUUUCGAAACAGGAAGACGAUGCACUCAAGUAACAAGGGAAAACCUAAACAGAAUCCAGAACGAGGAAGAAAAUGUUAAUCUUAUGAAAUCUAAACAAUAACAGACAAUGUGAGGCAAAUGGCAUUUCUUUCAGAGACGUACAAAGUUGUGAACGAUGAAAGCCCAAUCAUAAAAAGUCAACUUCAACGGCUGCCUCGGGAUAUCGAAAAAGAAGAUGAACAUUCCGUACCUUUAGUACUUGUUGAAGAACCGUCUCCACAUCUGAAAUGUACCGUGUGUAAACGGUUGUACCAUGAUCCUGUAAUAAGUGUUAAAUGUGGUCACACGUUUUGCAGAAAGUGUGCCUUCAGAGUUACCCACUGUCCAAUAGAUGGCCAACUGUGUGAUACAUCACAGCUUGUUGUGAACAGAAUUGUUGUUGGACAGAUUGAAGACUUGCUAAUCCACUGUCAGUAUGGGCUGACUGAGACUGAUGGUGACCAUUCUCCAGACCCCAGUGGCUGUCAGGAACACAUCGUUCUCGGAAACCGAGAGGAACAUGAGGCUAACUGUGUAUAUGCCCCUGUCCCGUGUCCAAACAAUUCUGGCCGGUGUGGGAGGUUUAGGAAAUCAGAGCUUGACCAACACUUAGAGUUGUGUCAGUUCACACCAUGCGGACACUGUGAAAAAGGAUGUGAGUUUAUGAGCACUGCUGAGGAAGUUCGCAGCCAUGAGGACACCACCUGUGGAUACAGGGGUCUUCAGAAGAGUGUCAGCUUCAAAGAUUUCAAUCAACAAAACCGUGUUUUGGAAGAGAAUAACAAAGAGCUGAGGGAGGAAGUAGGUUUGUUGACACAGCGAGUAGAGCUACUGGAGGGAGGGAGAGAGUACUUUCAAAAGCAACUCACAUCCUGCACAAGUAGCCUACUGGCCCUACAGCAGAAGUACGAAAAUAUCCAAGGAUUGGUGGAACAGUUACUGAGUGGUGGACGAAAUAGGCGAUCGUCAGGGUCUCCAGGCAACUCCCAGGAUGUGGUCAGGCACCGCUCAAGUAGCUCAAGUACAGCAUUGGUGAUUAGGUCCCGUCCAGGAUCCCCAGCCAAGGGCGAGGAUUGGCAGAUGCCUUUCCAGUUCAAGUGUAUAGGGACAUUAAGGGGACACAAGGACAUUGUGUGGUGCCUUGCCACUCAGCGACAGAAGUUGUGCAGCUCUGGAGCAGAUGGUUUGGUGAAGGUUUGGGACAUGGAGACCCUGGCCAAGGGCUGUAUCAAGACACUGGAGGGCCACAGUAAAGUGGUCCACACGAUGGUUGCCAGUGGGGACAUUUUAUACACGGGAGGCGGUGACAUGUCCAUCAGGGCGUGGAACAUGGAGACACUCACACAGCAUUCAAGCGUUGAGAAUGCGCAUGACAACAUUAUUACAGCCAUGGUGUUGGUUGGUGACUACCUCUUCUCUGCAUCACAUUCCCUCAUCAAGGUCUGGGAAGCGAAGACACUGACACAUAAACACACUAUAUCAGGAUUGCACCAUUGGGUGAGGGCGCUGUGUCUAAACAAGGCAAAGGAUCGCCUGUACAGCGGAUCCCACAACACAAUAGAUAUUUGGGACACGACAGGGACCUUUGACCUAAAGGGGAAGAUUGACCACGCCUUCGGGUCAGUGUACUCUCUGGCCAUCACACAUCAGUAUGUUAUAGCAGGUACCUACAACCGACUCAUACAGCUGUUUAACAUCGAGUCACAUGAUCACAUUGGGUCAUUCAAAGGACACAUCGGGACGAUAUGCAGUCUUGUAGCAGCGCCCUCCGGGAGAUUUUUGUUUUCUUGUUCCACAGACCAAUCCAUAAUGAUAUGGAGCCUUGAGCUGAUGCUUCCGAUCCAGAACCUGAAGCGUCACGAAGGCAGCGUCAACACCCUCAUACUGCUGGGAGACUAUCUCAUAUCAGGCUCGGAGGACCAUGAGAUCAAGGUUUUCAAAUACUUUCAGAUGCAGAUGGGUUUUGCACUGCAGACAUAGAAAAAGGAAAACCUUUGGUGCAUAGCCUUAACAGGCUCUACAGAGAUCGAGGUCAACACAGAUUCCUCAAAGGUCAAGGUCAACGUAGUUGAUAGUGACUUUAUGUGUAUUGCUGAACAAUGAGUUUAUCAUAGCAAUAAACAUGGUAAAACUUUGUCUUCCACGGUCAGGAACGUUUUUUCAAAAUGUCCUGGAAUUUGUUUUUUGUGAGAAAUAUUGUCAUUUUACUGUGUCAGUACAGAAGUAAUCCAAAAUAGGAGAGGUAUGUGAUUGACUCGGUUGUGCUUGAGAAAGCCAAGUUCAGCUUGGCUUAUAAGCUUUUCAUUUGUCACUGUGCUCAGCGACACUAGGAUAAGGUCAGAAUAAUAAGUUACUGUUGUUUGGUAACUGAAACAGAUGUAAACUUGAGGGCUAACACAUGUGAAGGACUUAUUUUCAUAUUUGAUGGCCCCCCCCUGAAAAGCUUUUUAGUUUUCUAUAGCACAAUUUUAUCAUGUACAGCAGGACUGUAUUUUGUAUCAAGUACUUGCUACAAAAGUCUACAUAUUCUAUGUUCAGGUUUAUAAUAUAUAUUAAUACAUAUAUGCUUGUUAACAUGUUACAGUUAAUGUUUCGAUAGCAAAUCUAAUGUGAUAUGUAAGAUUCUGUUUAAGUAUUAAAAGUUUUCCUUUCUGUGUCCUAGUACAAUAAAUCAACAUUUUCUGUACGAUUCCAUUAACAGUUCAUAUAUAUACAGCUAAUUGAGUUAUAGGUAAAUGAGAGUAUGAUCCCUCAUGUUCCCUUCAUUCAUACACCACUUCACAGUUUCCUUUUAAUGUUGAAUAAGUAAUUAGUGUCACUGUAAGCGUUCUUAUUUCAGCACACUCAAAGUUAAGCGUGUUGUCAAAUUUUAACUGAUUAGUGCAUUGUUGAAUUGAUGCAUCCACAAAAAACAGGAACCACUAUUGGCGCAAUCAUAAUUGUCUAACCACCACAAAGUGGAAGCAAGACUAAGGUGCUGCUUUUCCGGCUGAGUCAACAUUAAUUUUUUGCGUUGAAGUUAGUUUCACUGAAAGUAUAAGUGCUAGACCAACCAAACUUAGACCCUAGAUGUGUCUUAGGUAGUACAUCUCAACCCAUGCAUACAAUGCUGAAUGCAGCCUUCCUUUCAUGGCCCAUUGACUUUGUCAGCAUCUCCAUCAACAUUAAGUUUUGCAUUUAAGUUAGUUUCUCUGAUAUGUGUAUUGAUGGUCAAAGUGGGGUAUAGGCGAGACAUAUCCAUCUGAAUGGCUUGUUUUGAAUUUUAGCUCCAUAGUUUAAAUGUGAAAAGCUCUAAAUUAAGACUAAUGCUUAAAGAAUGCUAAUCUACAAAUGCUCCUUUUCAUUUGAAUAAUAUCAACUUUGUGAAAAAUUUGACAUCAGAGUCAGUUUUCUAGUUUUCACAUAUUACAUGGAACAUGUAAGUAUACGAUUGUUGACAGAUGAUGGAUGUUGCCUCAACUUGCCUUUGUUCCAUCUCUGAUUUAUUUAACUGUCUAAACCUAUAUAACAGUUUAUUUACAGUUAUGUCCUAAACAGAAACAUUGUUUUUGUCACCAUCAACUCCCAUCUCCUACAUAUCCAACUAUAAAUAUGCAAUAUUGUUUUGUGACAUAAUUGUUUCACGACAUCUGAUUAUGAGAUUAUAAUGACAAUGUGAUCUGCAUCUGUUUGAUAGUAUUGUGUUGUAGAGGGGGCCACACUGCAUGAUUGGUCAGUGUUCCGGCAAGGUCAUAGUUUAGAACACACAGACGGUGGGAUAUGACUGUGCGAGCAAAAUUCUAAAACUAUGUAGGUAUAGACAACUCCACCAGCAUUAGAUAUUAUGGGUUCUGUGUUGUGUUCAAGUGAUAAUGACUCCAUGAAUGAUCCAUUGAAAAUACUGAACCAUAACAAGCAGAGCAUCCAACCAUAGAUAGUAUAGACCAUGUUGAUUCUAAAUGGUGACCACCAGACAAUUAACACUCCAAAAAUCCUAUUUUGCUCUGGUUUUGAAAAAAAUCCAAAAUAAACCAUUUUGCAUAUAUGUGUACAUGUAUCAUCAAUCUAUUGUGAUGUUAAUGAAAUACCAAUGUUUGAUACAACCAGGGUGUUGCCAUAAACUUUUGGAUUUAAGCCUCAAAGCAAAACGUAUUUAUAUUAGGCAGAAUGGUUACUUUGAAUAUAACAUUUUCUUGAGUAAAGCCACUCAGGCGAAUCAUGAUUAAUACCGUGAAAGUCUUUGUUGAGCCUAAAGCUUACCAGAAAACAAUAUCAGGGGAUCCAUCACUAGUUCUGUCCUUAUUAAUAAAUGACCAAUCAGGGUUCAAAUGGACAAAUUAUUUUGAAUGUGAUAUAUUGAAAGAAGCAUUGAUCAUAUCAACAGAUGUAUGAUAAAGAAGGUUGUUGCUAUGAGCGACAUAUAGGUUGAUAUUAAAUUAUUUAAUUUGAACCAAUGUUUGUUGAAGAUGGUCACCAUGGAUCUAUUGACACUGGUUAAUAGGAUCUUUGAUAAACAAUUAUUACAUUUUAAUCACCUGUCUAACUUUGUUUUAUUUAUAUGUAUUAUUAAGUAAAUACCUCAGGGUCUUUAUCUGAAUUAAUUAAGGUUAAAAUGUGAUUGUAUGUUUUACUGAAAUAAAAUUAAUCCCAAGCGCUUUCUACAAAUAUUCUUCAUGAAUCUGCUUUUUAAUUUUUAUGCUUUUUUAAAUAGAUUGUUAUAAUAGCCAUUUACAUUAUGUUUGUCCAGUGUUAAAGGCCCGAAAUCACAAAACUUGUCUAUAUUCAGAACUUUACUGCAAGGAUCUAUUUCCUCAAAUGUUAGCUGAAUUAGAAAAAAAUAUUAUGUUAGGAAAACACUGAUCUUGACUUGAAACAGUGGAAGAGUUGCCAGAAAUAUAACUGUCAGCAAUUAGAGGAAGUGCAUCGUCAGAAACCCACAUUCGAUUGUACAGUACUAGCAUUUAUAGCAGUACAUGUAUUAGCAAUAAUAUUAAAGUUCAGAAGUUUUGUGAUGCCGAGGCCAUAUAUGACUGGCUUACAAUCUCUGUAUUGAUUUAUUAAAAUCUAAAUUGGUACAGCAUUAUAAUACAUGUAAAUAAACAAUUUUGUACUGUUUAUUUUGUUGGAGAAAAUAUAACAUUUAUUUUUGAACUUUUCUUUGGUUGUAUUAAUUACUGUACUUCACAUCAUUUACUGCCAUUGAUGAUUCAUCUGGCCUCGGUUGUUCAAAGAUUGGUGAACCUUAACCAGUGGUUAUUGAAAAAUUCAAAUUGUUUCCAAUAAAAGUAUGGUGUCUCGAAGCAUAAUCUACUCAAAACACAUCAAUCUGAUCUGUGUAAACAUAUCCAUAGCAGUGAAAUGAUGACGGAUGAUUUUGAUUUUGUUGUAUUUGUAUUUAAAAUUCCCCCUAACCAUUGGUUAACUCUACCCAACCUUUGAGUAACUGAGGCCAAGUGAAUAAAGCCUUUUACAUCUUGUGUUUAACGGUCAUGUAUCAAUGUGUUCAUUCAUAUAAACUCAUCUUUAGUUAAUCUAUUAAAAGGAUUUUAAACAGAGAUAAAUGUAAAGGUUGAUCUUAGUGAUCUGCUCAAUUAGUUAUUGUUUAAGGAUUGAAUGUGUAUUUGGUGGCUUGCAUGGCCUUAUAAAGGGAUUCCAAAGUGACUUGCGGGUAAAUUUAGUGAGCAUAUCAUUACCACUUGUUUUGUCAUUUGUUUAAACAUCCGAAAUAUACAAGCUGUUUUCAUCGGUCAGAGUCAACUGAAAAUGAAAAUAUAUUUAAAAAAAAAAGACACUAAAAAUCGAUGUAUUUCCUUUGCUAUUCACGGUCCAUUGGUGACUCCUGAGGACUUCUAGGUUAUGCUUCAAUGACAUUUACAUGUAAUAGUUCUGUGGAAUGUUAACGAGGAGAUUUGUAUCUAUAUGUAGAUGCUGUUAUAGACUGAUGUGACACGGUUACCAUAUAAAAUGCAAUAGAUCUGAUAUUAAAUAUACGUACGUAUUCAGCAGAGUGAAUUAGAUGUCAAUAUGAACAUCAAACAAUACUCAUUGUUAAGUUGAACAUUGUAUAUAUUUUUGUUGGCCAUGAUAGGGUUUCCUCAACCUGUUGUAAAAACAUUGGAGCUGUUAAUUUAGUCAACAUUCUAACAUUAAAAGGCUCACAUUAUUAGGGUCAGCAUUUCUGAAUUUAUAUGAUUAUUUAUUUGAGUAUUUACUUCAUUAUCAACCUUUUCUUUCAAUGUUAAAUUGGUCUUUUAUUUAUGCUUUAAAUGCCAGUUAUUGCACCGUUUUGACUAAUUUGAUCCUCCCAGACAAUUAAAUCCAACACAAAGUUUAAUUCAAACGUAUUUGUCAUGAAGUUAAUAUAUCACAAUAAUUAGACACACCACCAUGGUAUUGUACUGUUAUUCUUGUUUAUCUUUACCUGGUAAAGCAUGACCAUCCACACCUCAGCUUGACACAAACAAAUCCACUGAAAUGUCAUUAAUUUUGUGACUGAGAGAAAGACAAAGAGACAUUAAGAUUUGUGACCAAGAGGGAGAUAUAGAUUUAUGAUGGAGAGAGAGGCAUACAGAUUUGAGACCGAGAGACAUACGGAAAUGUGACUGAGAGAAAGACAAAGAAAGAUUGGGGAUUGCAAUAGAGAAAAGGGGAGGAGAGAGAGAGAAAUUAGAGAGAGACUAAAAGAUAGAGGUAUUAGGACAGUAUAAAUCAAAAUGCGAAAAUUAAUCUUAUAUAUACAUUAGAUCAUAAUAAUCCUCACAUUUUCCAGAGAUGUCAUAGUAACAUUAGUAGUCAAGCUGGUGGUUCUUAUUUUGUUUCAUCUGCUUUAAUGAGUUUACUUGUAAGCAUACAUUUUGUUGUAGUUUAUCAUUCCAAAUCGUUUAGAAAUGCUAUUUAAUUUUUCAUGUCUGGUCACAUGUAUGAGAGUAUAUUCAUGUCAGGUACUAACAGUUUAUGUCAGAUAAUGAUUAUCUGCCUCGAGUGAUACUGCUUUAAUGAAGAUAUUUUUUAUAUAAUAAAUCUUAUAAGACAAAUA
This is a messenger RNA of Mizuhopecten yessoensis (Yesso scallop), 7054 nucleotides long. Its product is annotated as E3 ubiquitin-protein ligase TRAF7-like. The record is from RefSeq and is a predicted model, not a curated record. Lineage: Eukaryota; Metazoa; Mollusca; Bivalvia; Pectinida; Pectinidae. Bases 139 to 2019 code for a protein of 626 amino acids. The transcript is spliced from 15 exons. Gene Ontology annotation, molecular function: zinc ion binding; protein binding.